Messenger RNA from Ochotona princeps (American pika), 1442 nucleotides. RefSeq names its product DNA replication and sister chromatid cohesion 1 (gene DSCC1). The record is from RefSeq and is a predicted model, not a curated record. The transcript has 9 exons. NCBI's taxonomy places the organism in Eukaryota, Metazoa, Chordata, Mammalia, Lagomorpha, Ochotonidae. Bases 123 to 1295 code for a protein of 390 amino acids. Gene Ontology annotation, biological process: maintenance of mitotic sister chromatid cohesion; mitotic sister chromatid cohesion. Gene Ontology annotation, cellular component: Ctf18 RFC-like complex; chromosome, centromeric region; chromatin.
CCGGGACGCGCUCCGCCCCGGAAGCGCGCAUCCAGCCUCCGUGGCGCGCUUUUGAAAGGAAAAGCUUCUGUUUGUAUCCUUCUCGCAGGUGUUAGCGGUACUCCGGGUGUUGAGGCGCCAAGAUGAGCAGGACCCGCGACGAGGUGGACGCGACGCUGCAGAUCGCCAAGCUGAACGCCGCCGAGCUGCUGCCCACCGUGCACUGCCUGGCCUUCGGCCCCGGGGCCAGCGGCGGCGAUUUCUGCCUGCUGGAGCUGGAGCCCGCGCUGUGCCAGCAGGUGGAGGCCGGGCACAGUUUUGUAAUUCGCGGUGAUAAGGAGGAGCAAGCUGUGCUGUGCAGUAAAGACAAAACAUACGACUUGAAAAUAGCAGACACCUCAAAUCUGUUGCUUUUCAUUCCUGGGUGUAAAACACCUGACCAGCUGGCGAAGGAAGGGACUCACUGUAACAUUAUUCACAAUGAGAUCCUCGGUUUUUCUAAUAAUUACUGGGAGUUAAGAAGAUGUAGACCUAAAUUAAAGAAGCUGAAAAAACUUUUGAUGGAAAAUACCUAUGAAGGACCUGACAGUGAAAAAGAAAAGGAUUCAAAUCGCUCAAAAUAUACAACUGGUGAUUUGCUUGAUCAGAUUCAGGCAAGUGAGGAGGAAAUAAUGACCCGGUUGCAAGUUCUAAAUGCCUGUGAGAUUGGAGGUUACUGGAGAAUUCUCGAAUUUGAUUAUGAGAUGAAACUUCUGAAUCAUGUGACUCAGCUUGUGGAUUCUGAAUCUUGGUCAUUUACUAAAGUUCCACUGAGUAUAUGCCUCCAGGAACUCGGACCAUUGGAGCCAGAGGAAAUGAUAGAACACUGUCUUAAAUGUUAUGGAAAGAAAUACACAGAUGAAGGUGAGGUUUAUUUUGAACUGAACGCAGAUAAGAUAUGCCGAGCCACCGCCCAGAUGCUGCUUCAGAAUGCAGUCAAGUUCAACCUUGCUGAGUUUCAAGAAGUCUGGCAGCAGAGUGUCCCUGAAGGAAUGACAACGAGGCUCGAGCAGCUUCAGGGUUUAGCAUUGGUUGAUAGAAACUCAAGGCCAGAAAUCAUAUUCUUGCUGAAAGUAGACGACUUACCCGAAGGGACUCAGGAACGUUUUAACAGUCUAUUCUCUCUAAGGGAGAAGUGGACAGAAGAAGAUAUCGCUCCAUAUAUUCAAGAUUUGUGCGGAGAGAAGCAAACCAUAGGUGCAUUACUAACUAAGUAUUCUCGUUCUUCAAUGCAAAACGGCGUUAAAGUUUACAAUUCCCGAAGACCCAUUUCUUGAAAGAGCACGUGUUUUCUUUGGAACUAAAGUUGCAUUAUAAAAAUGCUGGAUAUGAAAGGGGGAAAAGGAUACUCUUCUGUUACUUUUAUUCCUGAGUGAAAACCUUUGCUCUUCUAACAUGUAACAUGAUAACGUUUUUCUUUUUAU